UUUCCAUGGCAUCAGCCUUAAUCAGCAUGUGAAACAGCAGAUCUGCAGACUGAGGCAGCAGGAAAGAUGGAGAAAGUUCUUCUGCUCAUCAUUGUUGCCUUUAGCCUGAGUGCAAACUGCCAGCCCUCUGACCAUAAAUACGUGAUCAUCGAUGAGCUGAAGAACUGGACUGAAGCUCGGAGUUACUGCAGACAGAAGUACAGAGACCUGGCAACCAUAGAGGACAUGGAGGACAUGAGGACUCUGAAUGACAUGGCAGCAUCUAUGGGAAAAAACAUAAGGUUUCAGGAAGCCCGGAUCGGGUUGCAACAUGAUGUGAGCACCUGGCGGUGGUCCGUGUCUGACUCAGACUUCUACCAGCAUCAGGAGAGCGAGUUCAGGAGCUGGGCAGCUGGAGAACCUGACAACUAUGGUGGACAAGAGUACUGUGGAGCUAUGAACUUUGACGGAUCCUGGGCUGAUAAAUCCUGCUCCAAUGACCAAAAUACCAUCUGCCUUCAAGUCAGCGGAUCAAAUGUUUCCUUUGUUCACAUCAAAACCUACAUGAACUGGACGGAGGCUCUGAGCUACUGCAGAGAGCAUCACACAGACCUGGCCAGCAUCAGGAACCUGGAUGAGAACCAGAAGGUUAACAACACCAUUCCAAAAGACAGAGUCUGGAUCGGCCUGUACAGAGACACCUGGAAGUGGGCGGAUGCCAACAACUCAACGUUUAGGAAUUGGAACAAAGAAAACAAUAAACCAAAUAGCCGCGGGAAGGAGGAAUGUGCAGCGGCUAACUUUGGGAGAUCUGGCAAAUGGGAGGACUGGAACUGUGGGGAAAGGAAGGCCUUCAUUUGUUACAGCGUGCUCUGUGGCAGCGCCUCAAAUCCUGUGCGUAAAUACUUCUUUGUUGAAGAGCUGAAGAACUGGACUGAAGCUCAGAGUUACUGCAAAGGGAAUUACUCGAACCUGGCAGUGUUGGAGAGCAUGGAGGACGUGAAAACACUGAACAACUUGGUGGCAUCUCUGGGUAAAAAUUCGAUAGCCUGGAUUGGGCUGUACAAUGAUGUCAACAGCUGGAAGUGGUCUGAUUCUGCAUCUGACACGCAGCAGAGGGAUCAAAAUGAGUUCACAAAUUGGGCAAAUUAUGAGCCCAGUAAUAGUGGAGGAAUAGAGAACUGUGUGCAAAUAUAUAGCGAUGGAUUCUGGAAUUAUGAACCUUGUUUUCAAAAGCUAAGCUCGGUCUGCUCAGAUGUCAAAGGUACGGAUGUGAAGUUUGUCUACAUCAGUCUUGAGAUGAACUGGACCGAGGCUCAGAGCUACUGUAGUGAACAUUACACUGGCCUGGCCUAUGUGAGGAACAUAGAGGAGAACCAGAAGGUUAAGAAGUUGAUACCAGCAGGACAGAAAACAUGGAUUGGUCUCCACAAAUUCCUCUGGAUCUGGGUCGAUGGAAGCCAGUCCUCAUUUCGUCACUGGGGCUCCGGGGAACCCAGCGCAGCUGAUAAGCUGUGUGCGAUAGCAAACCUGGGAAAUUCUGGCCAGUGGGAGGAGUUGGGCUGUGAUGAACUACGGCCAUUCGUCUGCUACAAAGUGGCUUGUGGCAACUCAAACCCUCCUACCCGUCAAUAUAUCAUUGUUGAUGAGCUGAAGAACUGGGCUGGAGCUCGGAGCUACUGCAGAGACCAUCACACUGACCUGGCAACCUUGGAGAACAUGGAGGAUGUGAGGAUGCUGGCUGACCUGGGAGCCUCUCUGGCUAACAGCUCUGCGGUCUGGAUCGGAUUGUAUGCAGAUGUGAACAGCUGGAAGUGGUCCAUCUCGGAUGGGGAUCAGCAGGAGGAGAAGCAGUUCUGGAACUGGUACACUGGAGAACCGAACAAUGACUUUGGAAUAGAGAGCUGUGCUGCCAUUGACAUUGAUGGGUCCUAUUAUGACGUCCCCUGCUCUCUGACCUUAGGGACGCUCUGCGUUGAAGAAAAGGAGACUCGCAAGUUUUGGUACAACAACCAAGAAAGGACCUGGAGCGAAGCCCAGAGCUACUGCAGGGAGCGCUACACAGACCUGGCCAACAUAAGAGACACCUCUGAAAACCAGAGGAUCAAGAACUUGAUCACACGGCCAGUCUGGAUGGGUCUGUACCGAGACCCCUGGAAGUGGGUGGAGGGAAGGAAGUCCUCCUUCAGGUUCUGGAACAUCUUUAACCCUGAUAGCAGGAAGAAUGAAUGUGCUGCUGCCAACUUUGGAAAUGGUGGGAAGUGGGAGAAAUGGAGCUGUGCUGAGAAGAAAGCCUUCAUCUGUUCUGCUGUUCCGUCCUCUAAGCAGAUAGUGAAACUGAAGCUCCUCUUCUCCUCAUCUGCGGCUCAGAAUCAGCCUGCUGUUCUGGACGAGCUGCUCAGGAAGCUGAAGCAGAAGCUGCAGGACGAUGGCGUGAGAGGAGACCUGAAGCUGAGCUGGAGGAAACAACCAGAUGGACGGGUCCUCAAGAAGGACAAGAAGAAGAAAGACGAACUUUAAGCUGGAGUCUUUUUUUUUAAAGGGUUUCUGGGUACAGAUCUGUAGGAAAUAGAUGAAACCAUAUUAGAAAUUAGUUCCAGAUUUCAACAGAAACUGUUAAAGGAGGAAACAUCGAACUGUAUGUCAGACUUAAAGAUCUGCUAGGAGAAGGAGGACAAACAGGAGGAACAAACCUCCCUUUGAAAUCUCCAUUUAAUCUGAAU
Messenger RNA from Cyprinodon tularosa, 2702 nucleotides. RefSeq names its product macrophage mannose receptor 1-like. The coding region runs from base 67 to 2499 and encodes 810 amino acids. The record is from RefSeq and is a predicted model, not a curated record. The transcript has 12 exons. Lineage: Eukaryota; Metazoa; Chordata; Actinopteri; Cyprinodontiformes; Cyprinodontidae.